GGCACGUCGACGCAUUUGUACGCGCGACGGGAUUGUCGGUGUUGUCCGUUCCCCAAUAUAACAAGAGGGUGGUGGAAAAAAAAAAAAAAAAAAAAAAAAGAGGAGUCGCACGCGUGUAGAGCCGUACAGCUGAGCCGCGGAGGAGGAGGGAAAGAGAGACGAAACCAGCCGGCAGCCGGGAGUGGUAUAGCAGUGCACGGAUAGUAUCUUAGCAGCAGUCGUUGUCGGCGGCGGCGCGACGGCCAACGGCGACCUGAAAACCUUACGCAAUCGAUCGCGUCGUCGGGACGCUCUGUGCCCUCCAUCAGCUAUAUAUAUAUAGAGUGUGUGUUGUGUGUUUGUUCGCGUACACGCGCCCGAGUGUUGUUGUCAUCGAUUUUUUUUUUUUUUUUGGACGGAAAAGAAGGAAAGAAAAGACAAAAAUCUCUGGCUUUGGAGAAUUUUCCGGAGAGGGAGGAAAAGAUGAAGUCGAAAAAGCAAGCGAGCGAGAACCUCAUAGCCAGUGAAAAAAAUGGCCUAAAAGCCGAGCCGAAGGACUCGAAGGACCCAAAGCCGGUGAAAAAGGGAAAGACGUUCUGCCAGGCUUGCAAGAAGAAGUGCAGCGGCGAGGUGCUACGAGUCCAGGACAAGUAUUUCCACAUAGGGUGCUUCAAGUGCGCCCAGUGCAACGCGAGCCUAGCGCAGGGUGGCUUUUUCGCACGUGACAACGCCUACUACUGCACCAAGGAUUACCGGGAAAGAUGGGGCACAAAGUGCGCCGGUUGCGGGGAGUACGUCGAGGGAGACGUCGUGACGGCGGGCGAGAGGCACGCCUUCCACCCGAACUGCUUCCACUGCCAGAGAUGCCGGCAGCCCCUCCUCGGCCAGGGGACCAAGGUCACCCUCGUACAAGGCCAAGCGCUGUGCCACAAGUGCGUGAGCAUACCGGUGAGGGAGGCCUCGACGCCGCUCGGCGGGCCCAGGGGUACGGCUGGUGCUGGGGGCGCGAGCCAGGAUCCGGGGGCUUGCGCCGGUUGCGGCCAACAGUUGCGCGAGGGCCAGGCGCUCGUGGCCCUUGACCGCCAGUGGCACGUUUGGUGCUUCAAGUGCCACAGCUGCGACACCGUCCUACACGGCGAGUACAUGGGAAAGGACGGCGUGCCUUACUGCGAGAAGGACUACCAAAAACAGUUUGGCGUAAAGUGCGCCUACUGCAACCGCUACAUAAGCGGCAAGGUGCUACAAGCCGGCGACAACCAUCACUUCCAUCCGACUUGCGCUCGUUGCACCAAAUGCGGCGACCCCUUCGGCGACGGCGAGGAAAUGUUCCUCCAGGGCGCGGCCAUUUGGCACCCGAGAUGCGGCCCCGGGCCCACGGGCCAAAAUGGCAUCGUCAAUGGCCACUCGGAGGGACACACGCCCCAACAUCGCGCCCCUGCCGGCGACUCUGAGCGCAUUUCCAGCAGCGCCUCGGAGAUGCAGUUUUCGUUGAGGUCACGCACGCCGAGUCUAAAUGGAUCCAUAUGCAGCCCCUACAGCAGCCUAAGUCGCAAGUAUUACCCAGCAAGAACCGGCAGCCCAGGCCUCAUUCUACGCGAGUACGGCCGCGGCGGCCACGAGAACGUCUCGCGGAUCUACACGUACUCUUACCUCACCGAAACCCCGAGCCAGGGCUACCUGAGGCGCCCGAUCCAGCCUUACGACAAGCCACCCACCAGCCCGCACUUUCACCGGCCGAGCUCCUCGCGUUCGAUAAGAAGCAGCGGUGGCCGCAGCAGCCGCUCGGGCAUGCGAGCCCUGGUGGACGCGCUCGCCGAGACGAGGCCCAAGUCACCGGCCGCCGGCACCCAACCGGACAACGAGGAGCCCAUCGAGCUCGCCCACUACCCGGACGCCAUGAAGCCACCCCCCGGCACCCAACCGCCCAUCGAGCGCGACGACUUCCCGGCCCCGCCCUACCCCUACACCGACCCCGAGAGACGCAGGCGAUGGUCGGACACCUACAAGGGGGUACCGGACUCGGAGGAGGACGAGGACGAGGUUGAUCACAAGUCGAUCAAGGAGGUCGAGCAAAAGUUGAAGAAGGAGGAGGAGGAGCUGAGUAAGAUCGACACGGGGAUAGCCAAGGUGUUCCUACAGGAGCGCGAGAAGGACCGGGAGAACAUGCGGCACAGGGCUGCGAACGUUGACCCGCGCAACGCCUCGAGAACCCCGUCCGCGAACCGCGAGCCGGCCUACAGGCUCCGCUACGAGAGUCCCAUUGGUGCUUCUCCGUCGAGGAACAUGGACCACGCGAGGCCUUGGACCGAGGACGAGGACGGCACCAGUUACAAAUCCAGCGUGGGCCCGAACUACAACGCCGGUGGCAGGUCGGCGACGCGCUCCCCGGCACCGAGGAAUUACCCGCCCCUUGGCUCCCAGCGCGCCUUCACUCUGCCCAACUCCAGUAGGCACUAUUACUCGGGAGACUACUCGUUCAGCGGCAUGGGCGACAAGACGCACAGCACUGACUUUUCCUCCGGCAAAUCAGAUAUAUCGACAGGCAGCAUCACGGACGUGGACCGACGGGCACUGGUAUGUACAACAGCCCCGAACUACUCCCAGCAGCUUAGCAUGAAUGACGGUGUCGUCCUGCCUUCGUCGACGACCUACACGGGCGGCCUGGGCUCGGUAGCUGCGGGCCACGGCCACCACGUGAGGCGCUCCCUGCCGGACAUGGGCGCGGCCCCGACGGAGCCACCCAAGCUCUACCCCUAUCACCUGCUCAUCAUCACUAACUACAGACUGCCCGCGGAUGUGGACCGCUGCAACCUCGAGCGUCACUUGUCGGAUGCCGAGUUCGAGGCCGUGCUUCAUUGCACGCGCUCCGAGUUCUACCGGCUGCCCCAGUGGCGCCGCAACGAGAUCAAGAGGCGCGCCCGGCUGUUCUAAACAGCCACGGAGACAAAAAAGAUUCGAGUCAAGAGGGGACAUGGAAAUACAAGUGUACGCGGUCGUCGCGUUGGGAAGCCUAUACUUUGGCCGUUGAAUCUGUUCAAUUGGAUCCUCGCGUGCGUACGUGACAAUUGCGUAUUUGUGAAAGGACGUGUCGAUCGAUGGAUUUGUCGAGGAUCGCGGAUGACUUUUUUUUUUCGUUCCGGUCUAACGUCUGCGCGACGUUAUCGUUGCUAUUACCCUAUCACCAUUGUGGUAACGCUGAUUUAGAGCGAGCUGUUUCGACGAUUCCGCGAACUCGUCAAUCCCCAUUGCGGUGCGUUCGCAAGCUUUUAUUAUUAUCAUCACAACUACUACGCAAUGAUUUUUGGUGAGCCCGUCAAUGCGGAAUCUAACUUUUGAAUGGAUUGAAAGAGUUUGGACAUCGACUUUUCGCCUUUUAAAGAGCGAUUGAUUUAUUAUUACUAUUUUUACUAUUAUUAGCAUUAUUAUUACUAUCAUUUUUAAUGUUUUACUCUUUUUUUUUUUCUUUUUUUUUCUUAAAUUUUUUCGAGAGCUGGGCUUUGAAGUGUGGAUUUUAGAAUGUCAAGUACGAGAGACGCGUGUGACUGUGUGAAACUUUGCAUGACUGUUUUACAAAACAGAAUAAACUUUUGUACAUAAAAAAAAGAUUGCAUGCGAGGAAAGAAAAUAAGGGAAAAAUAAAAGUUAAAAGAGAAUAGGGACAUGGUUUAGCAAAGUAAAUGUUGCAGCUAUGAUGAAAAAAAAAAAAAAAAUCUAAAUGU
This is a messenger RNA of Copidosoma floridanum, 3698 nucleotides long. It is a transcript of the gene Unc-115a, whose product is annotated as actin binding LIM protein Uncoordinated 115a. The record is from RefSeq and is a predicted model, not a curated record. Gene Ontology annotation, molecular function: actin filament binding. Lineage: Eukaryota; Metazoa; Arthropoda; Insecta; Hymenoptera; Encyrtidae. Gene Ontology annotation, cellular component: actin cytoskeleton. Gene Ontology annotation, biological process: lamellipodium assembly; cytoskeleton organization.